CAUUCCAACUGAGAUAGAUCAUUGGAGCCUCAGUUCACAAUCUUUCAGAAAGAGAGAGGCAAAGAGAAAAAAGAGAGAGGGUAUUACAUAUAUUCAUCUAAUUAUACAAAUAAAGAUGGCUCUUCACCUUUCCUGGGUUUCCGUUUUCGGCGAUCUCGGCGUCAUUGUUUCAUUUAUGGUCGCCUUUUCUCCCAUGCCAGCAUUUUAUCAAAUCUAUAAGAAGAAAACAUCAGAAGGAUUCCAAUCAUUACCCUAUGUGAUAUCGCUGUUCAGUGCCUUGCUUUGGAUUUACUAUGCACUUCUUAAGAGGAAUGAAAUGCAUCUAAUUAUCAUCAACAUUUUCUGCUGUUUCAUUCAAAGCUUUUACAUUGUCACUUACUUUUACUACGGUCGAAAGAAGGAAAAGGUCGAGGCUGUGAAGCUUAUGCUCCUAUUCAAUGUUUUCGGGUCCGGCCUUAUCUUUUUCUCCACUUACUUCCUUCAUAACCCAAAGACCCGUCUCUGUAUUCUCGGAUACAUUUGCCUGGGGUUCUCUGCGAGUACGUACGCGGCACCACUUGCUAUCGUGAGAAAGGUCAUAAAAACAAAGAGUGUUGAGUUCAUGCCGUUUACUUUAUCAGUGUUCCUUACCAUACAAGCAGUGAUGUGGUUCUUCUAUGGCCUUUUGAAGAAGGAUAUCAACAUUGCGGGACCAAACAUACUAGGGUUUAUCUUUGGGAUCCUUCAAAUGAUACUUUAUGCAAUCUACAAGAACCACCCAAAGAAAAUGGUGGUGGAAGAUCCAAAGCUUCAAUUAUCAGACCAGCUCGAGUCGGUCGUGUCUUCGGACGUAAACACAACGGCUCCUCAAACGAAAGACAAAGCGUACAAUAAUGGAGGGGGAGGAGGAGGAGAUGUUGAAGCUCAAAAUAUAAAGAAAAACACUUUAGAUGCUUCACAGAAAGUUUAAUAAUUGGAUGAAAGGGAAAAAAGAGUUAUACAAAUGGACAAUGAUUGGACGACUUCUCGUUUGUCAAUGUAUGAUUAAAUUACAUAUAGUUUUUGUUUUUAUGGAAAAUGUGGUCAAAAACCAUGCAAAAUAAUGAGUGUGUGGUGUAAUCUUUUUCUCUCUUGACUAUAUCAAUCAAUAAUGUUUUUCUUUUUCUUUUUUUA
Messenger RNA from Gossypium raimondii (Peruvian cotton), 1152 nucleotides. RefSeq names its product bidirectional sugar transporter SWEET10. The record is from RefSeq and is a predicted model, not a curated record. The coding region runs from base 116 to 949 and encodes 277 amino acids. Gene Ontology annotation, molecular function: sugar transmembrane transporter activity. The transcript has 6 exons. Gene Ontology annotation, cellular component: membrane. NCBI's taxonomy places the organism in Eukaryota, Viridiplantae, Streptophyta, Magnoliopsida, Malvales, Malvaceae. Gene Ontology annotation, biological process: carbohydrate transport.